ACAGAACCUUUGGGUCCUCCCAGCAGCUUUGCGAAACGGGUCCUGGUGACCGGGGGUGCUGGUUUCAUACGUGGCUUCUUUGAAACUGCGACUUCUUUAAAACGCUUCCUUCCCAAAGCGAGAGUGCUGUGAUCCACCUCCUACCUGGGGAGAUGCUGACCACCUGUCACUCCUUGCAUCACAUUUGAUUGUCUCUUUAGUAGAAGAUUAUCCGAACUAUAUGAUCAUAAAUCUAGACAAGCUGGAUUACUGUGCAAGCCUGAAGAAUCUUGAAACCAUUUCUAGCAAACAAAACUACAAAUUUAUACAGGGUGACAUAUGUCAUUCUCACUUUGUGAAACUGCUUUUUGAAAAAGAAAAAAUAGAUAUAGUACUACAUUUUGCUGCACAAACACAUGUAGAUCUUUCAUUUGUACGUGCCUUUGAGUUUACAUAUGUCAAUGUUUAUGGUACUCACGUUUUGGUAAAUGCUGCUCAUGAAGCCAAAGUAGAGAAAUUUAUUUACGUCAGCACAGAUGAAGUAUAUGGAGGCAGUCUGGAUAAGGAAUUUGAUGAAUCUUCACCCAAACAACCUACAAAUCCUUAUGCAUCAUCUAAAGCAGCUGCUGAAUGUUUUGUUCAGUCUUAUUGGGAACGAUAUAAGUUUCCAGUUGUCAUCACAAGAAGCAGUAAUGUUUAUGGACCUCAUCAAUAUCCAGAAAAGGUUAUUCCAAAAUUUAUAUCUUUACUACAACACAACAGGAAAUGCUGUAUUCAUGGAUCAGGGCUUCAAACAAGAAAUUUCCUUUAUGCUACUGAUGUAGUGGAAGCAUUUCUUACUGUCCUCAAAAAGGGGAAACCUGGUGAAAUUUAUAACAUUGGAACCAAUUUUGAAAUGUCAGUUGUCCAGCUUGCCAAAGAACUAAUACAACUGAUCAAAGAGACCAAUUCAGAGUCUGAAAUGGAAAAUUGGGUUGAUUAUGUUAAUGAUAGACCUACCAAUGACAUGAGAUAUCCAAUGAAGUCAGAAAAAAUGCAUGGCUUAGGAUGGAGACCUAAAGUGCCUUGGAAAGAAGGAAUAAAGAAAACAAUUGAGUGGUACAGAGAGAAUUUUCACAACUGGAAGAAUGCAGAAAAGGCAUUAGAACCCUUUCCAGUACAACCAUUUAUAUAGUCAGGACUGUUUUCAGAGAAAGAAGAACGUUAUCCUACCUCAACAAGUGAAAUGAAAUCAAGUGACCAAAUGAAGUGUGCUCUUUUCAUUUGGAAUGAGAUUCAUGACUUUUGUAUGAAAUUCAAAUGCAAAAUGCCACAGUCAUUGGAAGAGUUUCAGUAUUGGCACAGGAUUUAAAUAUCAAAAUUCUUUCAGAAAUCCUUUUUCCUGGAAAUAGGGAAACAGUAUGAACAGAAAGACUUACCUUAAGGGUGGACCAGGAAGGGGGGGUCUCCGGGUCCUGAGAACAAAGACAGGUCUAGGCACUGGGCAGAUGGCAGCCUUUGUGGCUUUGAACGCAGUCAGCUUCCCAACCUUUCCCAGUGCCUAGCAAGUCUGUGAAGUAUUUUUAGGCAAUAUAGGAUGAGUCUUAUGCCGUAAUUCAUCUUUUUUAAGAUUUGAUGUGUUAUAAUUGCUUUAAGAAUGGAACAACAUGGAAGCAUAUCUGGCACUUUUUAUCUUUUGAUAAUUUUGUAAAAUUGAUUAA
This is a messenger RNA of Cynocephalus volans (Philippine flying lemur), 1679 nucleotides long. It is a transcript of the gene TGDS, whose product is annotated as TDP-glucose 4,6-dehydratase. The transcript is spliced from 13 exons. Gene Ontology annotation, molecular function: dTDP-glucose 4,6-dehydratase activity. Bases 221 to 1153 code for a protein of 310 amino acids. The record is from RefSeq and is a predicted model, not a curated record. Gene Ontology annotation, biological process: nucleotide-sugar metabolic process. Lineage: Eukaryota; Metazoa; Chordata; Mammalia; Dermoptera; Cynocephalidae.